Messenger RNA from Saccostrea cuccullata (small rock oyster), 1071 nucleotides. RefSeq names its product probable G-protein coupled receptor Mth-like 3. Gene Ontology annotation, cellular component: membrane. The record is from RefSeq and is a predicted model, not a curated record. Lineage: Eukaryota; Metazoa; Mollusca; Bivalvia; Ostreida; Ostreidae. Gene Ontology annotation, molecular function: transmembrane signaling receptor activity. Gene Ontology annotation, biological process: cell surface receptor signaling pathway.
AUGGGGGAAUAUCAGGAAUCGUAUGUACUUCGUUCUUCGAGAGGCUGUAUUCCUGUUAGAGGGAAGAGAAUAACAAAGAAAAUGGAUCUCAUGAGAUAUUUAUUUGUUCCUACGAUGACGCUUGGAGCUUCUUCAUUCCAACAAAAAUACAAGGAAAAAAUACGAAUCAUUGUCAAUGACUCCAAUGAAGUAUUUUAUCUUGGAGAAUACGUUAUAGAUUAUAGCGGUUCAAUUCGAGUAUGCUCUAACAUUCAAUUUGUCACUCCAGUUGCAAAAAGUAUUUCUGAGAUAUUAGAUAUCUUGACAAAUAUUCUCAACGCCAUAAGCAUUCUGUGUAUAAUCCUCCUAUUGGUCAUUUAUCUAAAAGUCCCUGCUUUGCAUACGGUUCCUGGAUUAAAUGUAAUGAGUACAUCGUUUUCUCUUAUGUGUAUGCAGAUAAUGUACACCUUAGCAAACGUUUUAGAGAAAGGAACCCUGUUCUGUCAGAUCUCUGGAAAUUUAUUACAUUACUUUUGGUUGAGUUUAUGCUGUUGUUUAUUUAUUUGCUGCUUACACAUGUUCUUAAGUUUUAGAGGCAUCAGAAUUAGGAAUACAGAAAACAGUAGGCGAGUAAUUAUAAGAAAGGAGUAUGUCAAAUAUAUUUUGUUCUGCUAUAUGCUUCCAGUGACCAUAAUAUCCCUUAACGUAAUUUUGUCCUAUGUCAUAAAUUGCAGCAUUGGUUAUGGUAAGAGAAUAUGUUUCGUUGAAAACUUCGUUCAAAACAUCGUUACAUUUAUAGUUCCUCUUCUUCUAACAUGUGUUUCUAACCUCUUCUUGUUUGUUCUGAUCAUUAUCAAUAUAGAUGUUGACAAAAAUAUUCAAAAGUCUAAAGACAACAAGUCGGAACUGGUUAUUUUUAUCAAGCUCUUUUGUCUGACGGGAUCGGUCUGGAUAUUACAGGUCAUAGAUAGCUUCCUGGAAUUGUCGUUUUUCUCGCUUGUUGUUACCCUGCUGACUUCUUCACAAGGUAUAUUCAUUUUCCUCAUUUUUUCUUCCUCUUCACAUAUAAGAAAUAUGCUCAAAUGUAAGUAA